UGGGAAGAUUCAAGUAAAACAAUACCAAGCGUAUUAAACUUAAUGUCUAGAUCAAGUAGUUUUCUGUAAAGUUGAGUAGGUCUUUCGAAUUGUUCCAUCUAGGGUCGGCCCCGUAUGAUGUAGUAGUCUAGUACGAAAACAAAACAUCUGUCCAAUGUCUCCUGGUUUUCAGUAGCUACGUAACUAAAAUCACUUCCUGGUAUACAUUAUGAAGCUUGACCAUCUCAGAUCAUUAUAAAAUUAGGUGUUCUAUGUAUUAAAGAUACAACACACUGUAACUUUCAAAUAAUGUAUAAUAGAUACUUUCAUCUAUCGUCACUGUUCUUUUUCAUUUUCUAUCAAAUAAACAAGAAAUUCCUCACCACUCGACCAUUGUUUGCACUUUUAAUUCUUGGAGUACCAGCAUUAAUGUUCAGUGGAAUUAUCUACUUAUGUUGUUGUUUGGACGCAAAGUAUGCAACUUAUGAUGACGGUGAAGAUGACCAACUUUCUAAUUACGGCAUUUACCAUAAAGCAUUAUCAAAUCAAAAGAUUAUUGGCACUGAUAAUUCCACUGGUGAUAGAUCAAUUAUCGACUCGAAUUCAAGCUAUUUGGAUACUACUAGUAGUAGCAGCAGUGGUAUUAGUGUCAACGCAACGAAGACUGUUCAUUUUCGAGAUAUGCAUAACUCUCCUCCACGUCGACGAUAUCGUCAUGAAGUUUUGCAUAACAGCAACAAAAAUAUUCAAAAUAUUGGUCCUGUUUAUUCAGAGGAUGAAUUAAAGAAAAGAAUUGAAGAUUCGCGUGCGAAAUUAAAGAAACAAGCAUAAAUGUAUUUUUAUUUCCAUUCAUUCAUCAGCACAGAAUUAUCACAAUAACCUACGUGCAUAAUAGUUUAUUUUCUCCAAUCAUGUAUGUAUCACACAUAUCAAUUUGUGUAGCACUGAUAAGCGUGUGUUUGAUGUGCACUAACUGGUUUUGUUUUUUACAAUAUCUUGAUAUUACAUAACCUCAUUAUCAUUCUUCUGGAUGUUUUAUUCCAGUGAAAAAAACGAUAACUCAUAUUUAUUUCUUGUAUCUUUGAACUUUAUUACUCAAUGUAUGCAUUUAUUCAUCAUAUAUUAUUCUUAAUAUUGCGUUAUAU
Molecule: messenger RNA, 1124 nt
Organism: Schistosoma haematobium
Lineage: Eukaryota; Metazoa; Platyhelminthes; Trematoda; Strigeidida; Schistosomatidae
Product: Protein disulfide-isomerase tmx3
Exons: 2
Coding region: 289-810 (173 amino acids)
Source: RefSeq, a predicted model, not a curated record